Solenopsis invicta (red fire ant) is the source of this 8754-nucleotide messenger RNA. It is a transcript of the gene Hk, whose product is annotated as voltage-gated potassium channel subunit beta-2. The record is from RefSeq and is a predicted model, not a curated record. Bases 1743 to 3143 code for a protein of 466 amino acids. Gene Ontology annotation, biological process: regulation of potassium ion transmembrane transport; potassium ion transport. Gene Ontology annotation, cellular component: cytoplasm; voltage-gated potassium channel complex. The transcript is spliced from 10 exons. Gene Ontology annotation, molecular function: potassium channel regulator activity; transmembrane transporter binding; voltage-gated potassium channel activity. NCBI's taxonomy places the organism in Eukaryota, Metazoa, Arthropoda, Insecta, Hymenoptera, Formicidae.
UGUGGAAAAAUUGCAUAAUUUUGUAGAUAUUUCGUUCACUCUGCGACGUAAAACUUUUGAUUGACUGACCUUUGAAAUGUGACGUUUAAAUCGAUCGUAUUUAUAAGUCAGUAUUUAUUUUACAUCAAGCAAUUAUACAUAUAUUUUGCAUUUGUAUGCACGCGUAAGUAAAAGCUACUUAUGAGUCUUUGGAUAUACAUUGAUUAUAAUGCAUCGCAUACGAAUUUUUUUUUUAGGGGAGAGCGCUUGAUCACACAGUUUCCUCUAUCGUGAUAUCCCGAAUCGCAUAACGAUUAAUCAUUGUGCAUUAUAGCAUUGAGCAAAUUUUUAUUCUAAGUGUAAGAACAUAUAAGUUGAAAUUUAUAUGUUACUCUUGUCUCAAAAUACUAAAUCAAAUUUAUUUAAUUUGAUGAAGGAGAAUAAGUCUCAUAUUAAUAUUGCUUUAUUUUUAUAUAUUGCGUAAAGUUGUAGUGAAAUUAAGUACAUUAAGAAUAUUUUUGGCUUUGUUAUUAGAAAUUUUUGAGAGGGUACAUUAUUAAGGAAAUGUAACAAAACAAUUUUAAAUUUUGUUCUAAAUUCUAUAAAAUCAUGACAAACUUAUGAAAUGUUGAAACAAAUUUACGAAACAUAUCUACUGGGUACAAAUUUUUAAAUAGUGUAUAAGAUUUAGAAAUGAUAAAGAAAGAUUUGGAAAUCGAUAGUUAAUUAAGCAUAAGAAUCAAUACGUGCUGACACAAAAGUGAUGAGAUAUAAAUGGAUAAGUUUAGCAGAUAAAGCAAAUUAGUGAAAUCUUAGUGAUUCUUUAUUAUAUUUAGCUUCUAUAUUUAUUAUACAUCCUGUGAAAAAUUAAAGACAAGAAUUAAUCAUAUUAAAGAAUCACUGCGCGCUUAUUGAUCUGCUUUGUCUGUUAUAAACAACCAAACAAAAUAGGCAAUCUAUUCAAAUUUGAAUUAUCAAUGAUUUGAAAUUUUUGAACUAUUCAAAUUCAAAUCUUUCAGAUUCGAAGACAAAUCAAAUCCAUUGUAAUUCGAUUUGAUUCGAUUCGAACUAUUCGCAUAUCUCUCUACUGUGUAUGAAUACGUUUUCAAUGUAUUCUUACAUUUACGUACAAAAUCGAACAAAUCAGAAUGCAAUAAUAUUUAAAAAUAUAUCAGCGAUAAAUUAACUUCAGAGAUUCAAAAUGCUUCUGGAAAUAAAUCCAUCUUUUGCACAUUAUCGCAAUUCCGUAAAAAACAAAACUUACAGAAUUCAGAAUAAAUGUAAUAUAAUUCUUCGAAAAAUUUUGCAUGGACUUUCAAAAUUUAAAGCGAUUACUAUAAGUUCACAAAGAUCUAGGCGCCAAGAAUACAUCCGUAAAUUCAGUUAAUCUCUGUAUAGACAAGCAUAGAAUUGGCAAGCAUAGAAUUGAUAUCUUCCAACAUUUAUGAAGAUAUUAGUUUGAGAAUAAAUAACACAAAAUUUAUGUUACAUACAUAUGCCACCGUGUCGACGGUUUUUUCUCACGAUAUUUUUCUGUUGUGAGAGUUCCAUCGUCGGACAGGGUAUAAAAUUGAAGUACGACUUAAUAAAAAACAUUGGUCAUCCUAUAGAUAUCGGAUGCAAUUUUAUUUAAAGUCCAACAGAUAUAUAUAUGUUUUCUCUGCUCGUCCACACCGAGGAUUUCUGAAAAUUCGGGCCUUGGCACUGAUUCAACGACCGAGUUUACUAGCGUCUAGCUUCUCAUCUCGCAAAAGCCGCAAUGUAUGAGAAGAUACGAGUCAGUCGAGACGUUGAUAAGGCGGCGACUACAUAAAUUCUUAAUUAUUCCAACCGUUCUGCGUCUGAAGAAUCUGCCAUUUGCAGAACAAAAUUGUGUACACAGAAAUAGUGAAUAUGUUGCGGAAGUGUUGCGCUGUCGUGCACCUAUCGCAAGUUUGGAUUGCAUGGAAGAGUUCAACGGUAGCGGCGGCGGCGGCGGUGGCGGUGGCGGCGUAGACUCGGGCGUGCACUGCAGCAACACGACGGGAACAAAAGAACAGCUAUUAACUAGCUGUAUUGCCGCACAAGCGCAACGUUUACAACAUCCCUCGCCAGGUAUUCGCUACCGCAACCUGGGCAAAAGCGGUCUACGUGUUUCCAAUGUUGGACUAGGGACAUGGACCACUUUUGGCGUGGGCGGUUGCGGCAGUGAGGAGACCGCGGAGGCCGUCGUGGCCCUUGCCUACGAUAGCGGGAUUAAUGUAUUUGACCUGAGCGAAGCGCACAGUGGUCAUCGCGCCGAAAUCCAGUUCGGCCGUAUCCUGCUGAGGCGCGCCUGGAACCGCUCCAGUUACGUCGUCACGACAAAAAUUUAUUGGAACACCAAGACCGAGGGUCGCGGGCUAUCGCGGAAACACAUUAUCGAGUCCGUGCAAGCUUCACUCGUCAGGCUGCAACUGUCGUACAUCGACAUUGUCAUGAUCCACAAAGUCGAUCCAAUGUGUCCGAUGGAAGAAAUCGUUCGAGCAAUGAAUUAUGUUAUAAGCAAAGGUUGGGUGAUGUAUUGGGGUACAUCGCGGUGGUCACCUGUGGAGAUUAUGGAAGCUUAUACGAAUUGUCGGCAAUUUAAUUGCGUAACGCCAAUUGUUGAACAAGCGGAGUAUCAUCUGUUUUAUAGAGAAAAACCUGAACUCUAUAUGCCAGAAUUGUAUAACAAAAUUGGUGUUGGAUUAAUGGCAUGGUCUACUGUCACCAUAGGGAUGGUUUCUUCAAAGCCGGAAGAUUGCGGAGUGUCAUUUCUCUCGAGAUCUUCUUAUAAGAACAAAUACUCGUCAUUUAGUUGGACGGAAGAUGAAACUCAGUCUCUGUACAAAGAGGAAUACGCGUGGAAAGACAAGUCCGCAGAUGAGGAGACUCGGAAAUACUCGGACAAAUUGCGGGACGUAUAUGCUCUUGCCGAAAGACUAGGAUGCUCUUUCGGACAACUCGCCAUCGCGUGGUCUUUGAAGAAUGAAAGUGUUCAGUGCCUUCUUCUCGGUGCAUCUAAUAUAGAUCAAUUGUAUGAGAGUCUCCAAAGUUUACAGCUUAUCCCGAAGCUAAACGCAAAUAUAAUGAGCGAAAUCGAGAGGAUUCUUGACAACAAACCGUCCCGACCACCAAUGAUAUCCACAUUGGCACUCAGAUGACAAUCGAUGUGCCCCCACGGCAGCGGUGGGGGUUCUGUAGAAGAGGCGGGCAGUCCGAAAAGCGAGGGCGGCAACAGUCAGGAUCAAGAACAGACCAAGGAAGUGAACAACAAGUUACCGUUCUGCGAGAUACAAUGAAGCUGCACGCGGACAACAAACCAUCUUGUAACUUCAUAAUAUUGGUGUCCAACACUGAUCAUAACGAGUGUCAUUUUUCGCUUUUCAUUUGGUCGCGAUCCGGUGUGGGUCGAAUGCACACAUGACCACAAGUUGACACGACAAUAUUUACCAAACAUGAAGAAACCCAUCUUUGGAGACUUGCCGCCUCGACGAUGGCGAAAAUUCACCAUUCUCACGGCGUAUCCUCGAAGCAGUACUUCAUACACAAUUUAUAUCUCUUAUACGUCACAUUCGACAUUUGUAGAUAUAUAGGUAAUGAAAACGCGACAUGUUUUAUGGCCACCUGUCUUUAUAGACAAAAUUGUGAGUCGCGUGCUUUUAAAUGCAUCUCCAAUACGGUUAUACCUGUGCCGUAAACCAUUAUAAAUUUUUCGCUAAUCUUCUAUCAGGAGACUAUGUCUCGUCGAAAAGGUUUCCAUUCGCGAUUUCAAGUGUUCAUUAUUCUUAGCAUUAAGAAUCCUAUUUGCUACACGUAGUGAAUAAUGAGAAACUUGGCAGUAUCACGAAUAUCCACCGAGCUAUACAUUCGUUCUACUAUUUAUUGGUCGAGUAAGAGCAAUUUGCAAACAAAUUCGGAUGAAAUAGCGAACACGUCGAGUUUAUUAUCUAAACAGUUUUGCCGUAGAUUGUAAAAAUUUUAUUAAUGAUGUUAUCAGCAAUGCUGUGUUUUAAGUGCUAUACCAAAUACUCUAACGCGAUUCACUCUAUUAACUUUAAUACAUACUUUUCGUUAGGGUUGUUACGCUUGAUUGUAUUUUAUCUACCAAUUUAUCUCCGCUUUCUCUAUUUAUCUUUCUCCAUCCUCUCCUUUUUCUAGUUUAAACCUCGAGAAAUCAUUAUAUUAAGUAUAUUAUACUAAGAAACGCGUGAAACACAGUACACAAGUUUGUACAAUAAAAUACAUCGCUACAAAUUUUUCACUAUUCUAAAGAGUACUCGCGCCUGUUUUCAAAAUAUAGAUAUUGUACUAAAGGAUAAAUGCAGUUGAAGAAUUACAAAAUAACUGCGGAAUAAUCGAUAGCUAACAAGUUCGCUAAUCGAGUCCAGUCAGUAGAAUAAAUUAAGAUGAAUGAAAGUGAAUCAAAGCGAUAUUUUCAUUCAAAGAACAAAUUAAGUGAGUCAUGAAAAUGAAACAGAGCAAUAUUUUAAUUCGAAGUAUAAUUUAGUCUCAUUAACCGCCGAAUUGAUUCUUUAAACAUAAAAUCAAUUUCUUAGUGGUUACAUUUGAAAUAUUUUCUUUAAAUAUUUUGCAAACUCUGUCAAAUUUAAAUAUAAAUUCUACAAUAUGAAUAUACUAUAGAUGUACCAAGAAAUCUUUGAAGAACCGAAACUAUACACAAAGAAUCUCUUUACUUCAAUAUCAUUUCUAUCAAGAGAAAGUCUGUUUAUUUAUCGCGUAUAGCUUUUUGCUUCGUUUCGCCGUAAAGUGAGACACAGCACAUUUCUGAAGAAAGAUCGUUUAUCUUGAAGAGAGAUACAAGGUUUGUAAUAAUCUACAAUUAUAUCUUUGUGCGAAGUAUCGUUGCCCCUGAGCAAUAUUGUUUCGAUUUAUCUUGUCAUUUCCUUAUGCCAAAGUGAUGAAGAGUAAUCAACAAAUGCGAUUCGUGUCAACCAAGCGCCGUUUCGCCAAUUUCCGUUGUUCAGAACAUUGCUCAAGUGUACGAUCAUGAGAAAACUUCUCGCUCCCGUAAAAGUGGUAAUCCAUAUAGCGAAAUUUAUAUAAACGUGAAAGAGUUUUUAUUUAUAUUUUAGACGUAUAUGUAAUCUGCAGUUAACCUUUUUAAUUGUAGUUUAAACGAUGAGUUUCGACAAAAUCUUUUCUUUGUGGUUGUAUACAUAUAUGUCGUAGGCAAAUAGUUAUUUUAGGAAAAUAGUCAAUCUGACUAGAUAAAUGCUAUUUGCCUGGUAAAAUAACUCUCGCCCGUUUAUUUUUAUAUUUAAGUGCUAUUUUCUUUAUUUAGCAAAUGUAUGGAGCUAUCAGUAUGAUCCUUUGACUGAAUCGCUGUUAGGCAUAUCAGCAAAGCAUGCGUUGAUAACUUAGCUACACGCGCAUGCGAAAAAUGCACAAAUUUGAAAUGUGUGUGCGUGCGUGCGUGCGUGCAUGCGUGCGUACGUGCGUGCGUGCGUGCGUGCGUGCGUGCGUGCGUGCGUGCGUGCGUGCGUGUGUGUGUGUGUGUGUGUGUGUGUGUGUGUGUGUGUGUGUGUGUGUAUGUGUGUAUGUAUGAAUAAAUAUUCUGUUUUGUUUACACAAAUUCUCUGCUUUAAAAACAAAUUUUUUUCAUAUAAUUUUUGUGUUCUUAAAAAGCAGAGAAUUUGUGUUUUCAAAACAGAUAAUUUGUGUUUUACAACAGAGAAUUUGUGUCUUAAGAUAGAAAAUUUGUAUUUUUAAAGCAGAGAAUAACUUAUUAUUUAAUUAUUUUAAUUUAUUUUUAUUUAAUUAUAGACAAUUUAAAAGAUGUAUUCAUUUUUUAUCAUUGAUAUUAUAUAAAGCGAUACGUUAAAAGUACAUAUAUGUCAAAUUCAUUCACUUUUUGUAUGCGCAUGUGGCCAGGAAGCAUUCAUUUUGCUACAUUUCAUCGGUAUGACAAAUUUCCUAACCUAAAUAAUCGUCAACUUUAAUGAUUAAUAUCUUGCUUCACGGAGCAGAAAACUGAAUAAUUAACUAAACUAAAUAAUUAUCCAAAAUUGAUUUCUAUUUUCCUAAAAAGCUUUCAGGCAAAUGUUAUUUGCCUAAGAAAAUAGCAUUUAAUCACAAGUGGACGGGCAAAAACUAUUUGACUAACAGAUAGUAUUUGCCUAAUCAGAUACUAUUUUUCUAAAAUAACUAUUUGCUUAUGACAUAUAUCAAGAUCUAAUCUCUUUUGAAUCAAAAUACUAUUAAUUAUCUAUAAAUAUUUAUUAUUUUUUUUUUUAAUGAAAAAUAAUCGGAUCCCUGUAAACAUCAAGUAACAAUAUUAUAAUUUUCUAUUUAGCAUGUAACUGUUACGUAUAACAUUUGUUACAUUGCGCUUGUAUUGUCCAAUAGGAAAUUAUAAUGUUAUAGUUGUCAUUCUUAAUUGGAGUUUACCAAGCAUUUAUUUUUACGUGCGUUCGGGAAUUUUCCUAGCAUAUUGUAUAUCAAUAUUAUUAACAUUCCACUUAAUUUUAUCAACUCCCCAGAUAACCAAAUGUAGUGAGUUUGUUGUUAUGUUGUCAACAACCAUGCAGCAACUAAUUUCGAUAAACUCAGGACAGUGAGAGCAUUAUCUGUUUAUCGGGUUACACUCAGACGUAAACUUUAAUUCUACAAACAGUAAAUAAAUGACAGCAUCAAUUUAAUUUUUACUCACAAAAAGAUUGCUGUCAUAUUGCUAUUAUAUUAAUAACAAUAUAACGUAUCAGUACUACUGACCAUUUAUUCUUAAAAUUUCGUCAACUGAUUGUAUAUAUAAGCAAUCAUGUUGCUGCAUUCGUAAAAUCUAUGUUGAUGUCUCAAAUGUACAGCAAAUAUAUAACAACACAAGCAAUGCAUUAGUUUGCUCAAUGUGCUACAUCACGCUUGGUUAUCUGGGUUGAUGAUAAACAGUAAACCUCUUCAAAAUGUACAAUAUCGUAUGUGCUCACGGGAAAGGAAAAAAAGAAGGAUUGAAAGCUGCCAGUACAUUUUUAUAGCAUUUAAGGUGAUUUCUUCAAAUCAGACUUUCGUCCAAUAUGUGACAUAUAUAGGUACAGCGAUAUAGUUUCCAGUGUAAAUAUUUGGAGGUGAUAAGAAAGGGGACAAAAUGUCAGAAAACUGAACAAAAACUUGCGCACCAAAUAUCGAACGAAUUAUAAUAUUGGCGUAGCAAUUGUUUACAAAAUAUAUGUUUACACAAUAUAUAUUUACUGACACUUUGCGAUCCUAUCGGCGGAGAAGGUAUCGAGCAAUAAUCAUCAUUAAUACGAAUCUUGACAUCAUCCAUUGUCUUCUUUACAAUCCAUCAAAUGGAAAUGGAUCGAAAUGGAUUUGUGUGAUCAUUGUCGAAUCAAAAUUCUUAAUUCUUUAAAUUUUGAUCAAAGUUUAAAGAAUUUCUUGAAUUUAUUUUAAUCAAUAAAAUAGAAAUUGAAACUACCGGACUUUUAAUUUUUUUAAUUUAAAAAAAGUUACACAAGCCACAUACAUUUUAAUUUACGAAAUGGGAUUGAAAUGAAGUGAUUCCAAUUCUUUCAAUCUAAAAGACGCAAUUCAUUUUAAUCUAUGACAUUAGAUUGAAAUGAUGUAAUUGCUAUUUUUUAAAUUCAAAAUGUAUGCAAAUAAAUUAAAACGGAUUACAAAUUUUCAACUCAUUUCAAUCUAUUUUUAUUUACUGGGAAUUAUCCUUCUGAGUAACAAUCAAAAAGUUUUAGCCGUCACUCAUUAAACAUUAAAAAAAACUACAAAAGGAGUUUCAUAAAUAGAACAUAGUUUUCCGAUAUGCAUUUAAGAAAUGAAUACAUAAUGCGUGCUACGUACAAAUCUAUCGAAAUUUACUCUUUAUUUCUUCGAUCAAAAAUACAUUGAAUAAAAUAUAAUAGUGAUAAAAAUUCUUUACAUUAUACAUGACAACUAUUUCUUAUAUUAUAAUUCCCGCGCGCACGCGUCCAUGCAUUUACUCAAAUAUAUUAACAAAAGUUAUUAUAUAUGUACCCAGUAAACUAACUGCUUAUAUAACCGUAACUGAGGACAAAUAUCUAACCGAAAAAAAGAGAAAGACAGUAAAUCGGAAUAAAUUCGAUAUCGAUCAACAAUCGGUUGCAAUAAGCAUUGUAACUGCCGGGGCUCUUGCGUAUUGUCAAAACAUGCAAAAUGAACACGCAUAAAGAAGUCCGUUGUGAGCUGCAAGAGAAAAAUUGAUAUUUUGUGUGUCAUAUGACAAGCUUGUCGAACAUUAUUGAUUAGUUGUAAGAGCAUUUUUAUAAAUUUGAAAACUUCUCCAUUUUAUAGUUAAAUAGUACGACGUAUAAAACGUCAGUUUUUCUCUUGCAGCUCACAACGGACUCACCGAUUUACCCUUUGCCUUUUGGUUAGAUAUUUGCUCUUAGUUACAGGUAUAUAAGCAAUUAGUUUACUGGAUACAUAUAAACUUUUUGUUAAUAUAUUUGAGUAAAAGCAUAGACGCGCGUGCGCGCAGAUUAGCCAAAUUAAAAGAAUGCGAUUAGAAACGUUCAAGAUCAGAUAGAUAAAGAGUUCCGAGACGAAACAGAGUUCGGAGAUUUUGCAAAAUAAAAAAAGCUACAAGACGAGUUCAGUCUACGCGUUCAGUUUUUUUUUCUUUUUUUUAGAUUUUGUGUGACACAAAGCACAUAGAUUUGCUAAAAAACAAUUAAAUUUGUUUCACACUAAUUCGAUGAUGUGAAACGACGGAAUUUGCUCUAUAUGUAAUCUCUCAGCUUAAAUUAAAACUAAGUAAAUUAUCAUUUUAUUAAACAACAA